GUUUGGGUUGCGGCCACGGUUCAGCGGCGGUCGGUGGAAGUUUGGCUCACGUUGAGCUGGGGAGUGGACGGAGGCAGGUUAUCUUCUGUUGAUUUUAUUUCCCCACGUACAAAACAAAACAUUUCAAUCGAGUGAAACCAUGGCUUCGAAAAAUAAAGCCGGCAACAGCAGAUCGAGCUCAGCGGGAUCGAGGAAAGAAUGGAGGGACACAAUGAAAUGUUCAGAAUUUUGAACACUUCCAUUGAAUCUGCCUUUAAGUAUCACUGCUCUGAGAGAACCUGUGCAUCAACACUGCUACAAGCUCACCUGGAAUUGUGUGCUUUCCUAGCGAAGACUAUGACUGAUAAACAUGGCUCUAAUAAAAAUGGGAAGAAAGGAGAUGGGCCUUCUGGAAGCUCGUUCUUCACAUGGUUCAUGAUAAUUGCUUUACUUGGAGUCUGGUCAUCAGUAGCUGUUGUUUGGUUUGACUUGGUGGAUUACGAGGAUGUUCUGGCAAAAGCAAAGGAAUUCCGUUACAAUUUUUCAGAGGUAUUACAAGGGAAACUUGGAAUCUAUGAUGCAGAUGGAGAUGGUGAUUUUGAUGUAGAAGAUGCCAAAAUAUUGCUAGGAUUGAAGGAAGUGGAAGGGCCUAUUCCUGCUGAACGUUUUGGGAAAAGUGAAGAACCAGUUCAUGUGGCUGUGCAUCCACCAAUUGAGACAGAGACUGGAACAGAAGAACCUGAACCUAUUGAAGCUGCUGUGGCUCAGGAGUCUUUCAAAACCAAUAUAGAAGAGCCAGCAGAGGAGGAGCCAGAGCCAGAGCCAGCGGAGGAGGAGCCGGAGCCAGCGGAGGAAGAAACAAAUGAAUUUGAUGCUGGGGCUGAUGAUUCAGACGGUCCUGAAGCAGCUGAAGUUGAGUAUGAGGCUGAAUCUGAUUAUGAAGAAGCAGAUAUUCGAGAAGAGUCUGUGUAUGUGGAAGAUGAAGCAGUUUCUGAAAGAGAAGAGAUAGUAGGGGAUUCUGAACCUGAAGUUGUAGGCGUACCUGAAGACUCAUUCCCAGAGUCGGAAGUGAGAGAGGAAGAAGUUGAUGAUUACACUACUUCAGAUGAAGCAGUGCUCAAGCCUGAAGAAGUAGUCUCUGAACAAGAUAUUCCAGUAUAUGAAUCUGAAACUGAAGAUUUCUCUGAUCAAAUGGACGGUGAAGGUGAAAUAGAGGAAGACAUGCCAAUCAGUGAUGAAUUUAUUGAAGAUAAUGACCCAGAGCUUGAAGAUAAAAUGGAUGAAUUUUAUGCUGAAGAGAUGGAGUAUGAUCCAGGGACCGAUGACAUACAAGAAGCAUUACCUGUUCAAAAGAGAGAUGAAGAUGACUUAUCAGCCAAUACAUCUCAGAACUUGGAUGUGGAAUCUGAAAUCCAAGUUGCAGUACCUCUUCCUGAAGCAGUGGAAGAGCCUAUGGAGAAAGAGGAUGAUACUCUGGAGGCUACAAAAGAGCAUCCAGCUGAAGAAGAACAUGUGAAUUACACAGAAGAUUACCCAGAAGUGAGUGAACCCUUGGAGUCUGAACCCUCAGAGUCUGACCAUCUGGAAAUAACGGGUGAGCCGCAAGAGGAAGAAGUUAUAGCUGAACCAGAGAUUUCACCAUCCAAAGAUAAGCUAAAGGAAAUGUCAUCAGACAAAAGAUCUGACUCUGAAGUGAAGAAGGAAGAGAAAGUUCCAGCUAAGAAGAAGAAACCAAAACUCUUGAAUAAGUUUGACAAGACCAUUAAACCCGAAUUGGAUGCUGCUGAAAAACUGCGCAAAAAGGGUAAAUCUGAAGAAGCACUCCAGGCAUUUACUGAACUUCUCAGAAGAUAUCCCCAGAGUCCUCGAGCUAAAUAUGGAAAAGCACAGUCAGAGGAUGAUUUGGCAGAGAAGAUGCGAAGCAAUGAGAUCCUUCAAAGAGCAAUCACUACCUAUGGAGAAGUGGUUGACUUGCCAAAUCCAACUGCUGAUCUGGUGAAGCUGGCAUUGAAGCGACAGGCAAACAGACAACAGUUCUUAGGUCACAUUAAACGUUCUGUGGUGACUCUUAAGAAGCUGGUAUCCCUUUACCCAGAUGAUAUCUCAACUAGGAAUGAGCUUGGAGUGAGUUAUCUGUUAUUGGGAGACAACAGUAAUGCCAAGAAAGUGUAUGAAGAGGUUUUGGCCAUGGCUCCAAAUGAUGGAUUUGCUAAAGUUCAUUAUGGCUUCAUCCUCAAAGCUGCAAAUCAGAUAGCUGAGAGCAUUCCAUAUCUCAAGGAAGGAUUAUUGUCUGGAGACCCAGGCACUGAUGAUGGACGUUUUUACUUCCAUUUGGGAGAUGCAUUGCAGAGAGUGGGUGAUCAAGAGGCGUACACAUGGUAUGAACUGGGACACAAAAGGGGUCACUUUGCAUCAGUGUGGCAGCGUUCGCUCUACAAUGUGAAUGGACUUAAGGCUCAGCCUUGGUGGACGGCUAAAGAAACAGGGUAUACUGAACUGGUGAAGACCCUUGAGAAAAAUUGGAAGUUAAUCCGUGAAGAGGGUCUGAAUGUUAUGGAUAAAGAAAGCGGUUUUUUCUUGCCUGAAGAUGAAAAUUUGAGAGAGAAAGGAGACUGGGGCCAGUUUACAAUUUGGCAGCAAGGCCGUAGGAUUGAGAAUUCCUGUAAACAGGUUCCAAAAACAUGUGCCUUGCUGGAGAGAUUUCCUGAGACAACUGGGUGUAAACGUGGACAGAUUAAGUAUUCAGUUAUGCAGCCAGGGACUCAUGUGUGGCCUCACACUGGACCAACAAACUGCCGUUUACGAAUGCAUCUUGGCCUAGUUAUUCCUAAACAGGGAUGUAGAAUACGUUGUGCUAAUGACACCAGAGAAUGGAAGGAGGGAAAAGUGCUCAUCUUUGAUGAAUCUUUUGAGCAUGAGGUUUGGCAAGACGCUGUCAGCUAUAGGCUUAUCUUCAUAGUGGAUGUAUGGCACCCAGAGCUUACAGCCCACCAACGAAGAACACUUUCACCAAUUUAAUCACAUGUUUGGGACAUAAAGUGAAGGAGGAAAUAUUAGGAGUUGAGCUAACAUGAAGAAAUGAUUAUGUAAUGAAGUGUAGUGAGUUCAAUGAUAUUUUUUUAAACUCUUAGUACAGGGGAGUUUUCCACUGUUGAGGGAUGAUCUAUUUGGGGGGAAAAAAAAUUGAUUAAAUAAGAAGUCUCCAGGAGUAUUUUUUUAAGAGGACAUUUUUUAUAUUAAUUAAUGCAAACUUGA
Messenger RNA from Pristis pectinata (smalltooth sawfish), 3234 nucleotides. RefSeq names its product aspartyl/asparaginyl beta-hydroxylase-like. Gene Ontology annotation, molecular function: peptidyl-aspartic acid 3-dioxygenase activity; protein binding. The record is from RefSeq and is a predicted model, not a curated record. Gene Ontology annotation, cellular component: membrane; endoplasmic reticulum. NCBI's taxonomy places the organism in Eukaryota, Metazoa, Chordata, Chondrichthyes, Rhinopristiformes, Pristidae. Gene Ontology annotation, biological process: peptidyl-aspartic acid hydroxylation.